Molecule: messenger RNA, 437 nt
Organism: Momordica charantia (bitter melon)
Lineage: Eukaryota; Viridiplantae; Streptophyta; Magnoliopsida; Cucurbitales; Cucurbitaceae
Source: RefSeq, a predicted model, not a curated record
AAAAUAUUAGGCUCCAAUUUCUAAAACCCUAAUUUAGCUUCUUCUCCCCCACUCCCUACUCCCGCUCUCUCUUCUUCUUGCUUUGCUGGGGUUCUUACUGAAAGAAACCCUAGGUCGCAUCUCAGGAGAGGGAUUUCCAAUUCUUCCACAAUGUCGAUGUCAAAGAGUUCAAAGAUGCUCCAGUAUAUUAAUUACCGGAUGAGGGUCACCAUCCAGGACGGUCGCCAAUUGGUUGGCAAGUUCAUGGCCUUCGACCGCCACAUGAACCUUGUGCUCGGCGACUGUGAAGAGUUUCGUAAGCUUCCCCCGGGUAAGGGUAAGAAGACUAAUGAGGAGCGUGACGAGCGUCGUACCCUUGGUCUCGUUCUUCUACGCGGCGAAGAGGUCAUUUCCAUGACAGUUGAGGGUCCACCGCCUGCUGAAGAGUCCCGUGCUAA